GUUAUUACUUAUCGCCGUCGUUCAUCUUAAAAACCCUAAAGUUUUCAACCUUUGCAAUCACAAAUCUUAUUAUGGCUACGUUCACCGGACCUUACGACACGGCUGCGACAGGAGUCUUCUGGGACAUGGACGAAUGCAGGAAGGAAUGUGAGAUCCCUGAGGAGCUCACUGCAGCUGACGUCGUACCGAGGAUUAGACAGAAACUGUUGGAUCUUGGUCUACGUGGUCCUGUUUCGAUCCGGAUUUACGGUGAUUUGACCGGUCUUGACUUUCAAUCCUCGGAGGAUGUUAAGCUCCAUCAUUUUCACGCAGGAGAGAAACGUGAGAAGAUGACGAAAAUAUUGGAGGACAUAGUUUCGUGGUCAGGUGAGAAUCCAGAACCAUCGGUGGGAAUACUAGUCUUGGGACACUUGGGAGCCUCAGAUGAUGCUGACAUCACCGAGGUUAUUGAACUUCUCAAGACUCAGAAAAACUAUCAGUUUAUGCUUGUGACUCCAGAAUCUCCACCUCCUCCAACGGUGGUGAGGUUUCUGAGGGCUAUUCCUCGUGGUGGACUCUAGUUAUUUUGGUUUAGUAAGUUUGAAUAACAUUUUCAAACAAAAAAGGACAAAAGUAAUUUGUAGUUUCUUAAUUUUGUUA
Messenger RNA from Brassica oleracea var. oleracea, 639 nucleotides. RefSeq lists its product as uncharacterized. The record is from RefSeq and is a predicted model, not a curated record. Gene Ontology annotation, cellular component: peroxisome. The transcript is spliced from 3 exons. Lineage: Eukaryota; Viridiplantae; Streptophyta; Magnoliopsida; Brassicales; Brassicaceae. Gene Ontology annotation, biological process: regulation of gene expression. Gene Ontology annotation, molecular function: RNA nuclease activity. The coding region runs from base 72 to 560 and encodes 162 amino acids.